This is a messenger RNA of Solea senegalensis (Senegalese sole), 2038 nucleotides long. RefSeq lists its product as uncharacterized. The coding region runs from base 925 to 1941 and encodes 338 amino acids. The record is from RefSeq and is a predicted model, not a curated record. Lineage: Eukaryota; Metazoa; Chordata; Actinopteri; Pleuronectiformes; Soleidae. The transcript has 6 exons.
UUUGCUUGUUUCCCAUUUCUGGUGUCCUCUCAGGUCACGUUAUUGUGACGUACGUUAUGAUGUAUCAUCAUGGGAGAGGUUGUAUAAUAAUUGACACGUUCACAUAAUUACACAGUGCACUUUAUCCAUACUUUACAUGAACCUUGGUUGAUGUGCAUGUAGUUCAACGGACAGACAUCUGAAGGCUUUAAACUCUUUGUGUUUUUGUGGACUCUGACCACAAUCUUAAUUUGUUCAGUCUCAAAAUGUCCACAAUAAAGACACUGAAGGAAGCGUUAGUGUCAUUUUGAAGGACUCAACAUGAGCGCCAUCUGCUGAUAAGCAGGUGUAACUGUAGCAACAUCUCACUGAGGUUCCCAGUGUUAACUUGUGAGCACAAAGUAAAGUCAGUUUUUGUCCAUGGUGUCAGGUUCAGUAAUAAAAAACUACUCUAAAAUGUCUAAAAUGAUUUCCUAAACAACAAACUGCCCUGAUCAAACAUCCACCUACCACAGCAUGAAACACGAAUCAUUAAUCAUUGACACUAUAGUUAAAAUGUAAACCCAGGUCAAAGGUUGACUCUUUUAUUCACCGGAAUCACACGUGACAACACAUAUGUCAACUAUAAUUGAACUAUGUAUUGAAGAAUGUGGAUGUCUUUUAUUUUGGAGAACAUGCUGAUUCAUAAAGAGGAGAAAUAUUUAAAUCAACUGCAGCGUUAAUUUGUAAUUUAUUCGAGUGUGUUAGAAAUGUCCCAAAUGACCUUGAAUGUCUUUAUUGGUUUCUAAGCUUCAAAAAAAAAAGCAGCGCUCCAUGUGUUUGUGUGAAACUCUGUGAUAAUCAGACAAUUUCAGUGACAUACACAGGAAGUCACGUUGCACUCGACUAAUGUAGUAAUGGCAGUGGAACGUCUACAAACCUUUUCACAGUGAGUUUGCAAACAGGAUGGCUGGAUUUGUCCGUGUUGCGAAGAGACUGCUGCUGCUGCUGCUGCUACUCCCUCUAAUCACAACAGGUGUGGCCGCAGAGGAUGGUCUGAUAUCUGCAGUCAGGGCUUACGAUAUUGCAGUUCCAUGUGAAGGAGACUUAGUGUGCUUUCAUAUAUGGCAGAUCGACACAUUGGAUGGUGAAUACAUUGGCAUAGUCAGUAAUGGGGAGCUCCAGACGGCUGAAACCGAGGAGGAUAAAUGUAAUUUCCAAAUCCAAGAUAUCACAGCAGAGGAUGUUGGACGUCAUCGCUGCCAAAAAAGGACAAACGACUUCUCUCUUUACAACACUGCUCCUGUGAUAAACCUCACACCUGCCAAAACUGUAUCCCUGCAGUGUGUUUUCCUCAGCGUUGUGGAGAAGAGGUAUUGCCUAACGAAGCUGCGUAAGAGGGUCAGUCUGAUGUGGGUGGAUGAAGCUGGCGCUGAGAUACAAGCAGACUCCCAGCAUCACAUAAUGCAGCGUUCGUCUUGUGAUAUAACUCUGACUGUCACUUAUCAGAGUCCUGAAAACAUGACAUUUAGGUGCCAGGCCACUGUGGCUAGAAAGGUUUUCACUUCAGUGGAGCUGCAAGUCCGAGCCUCAGGUCUGUUCAUAACUGAUCCUCUGUUUGCUCACUGCAGAUCAAUGAAUAACAUUUGUUUCUUUGUAGCCGUUACAGGGAAAGGAAGAGGCCUGAUUUAUGAAAUAGAAACAGAAUAUCAAGGUUACAACCGGGACACGAUCGGGGCCGUGGUGGGGGUUGUAGCCUGUGUGGCUUUGACAGUGGCAGUUGCGGUGUUUGCAAGGAGGAGAAGGAGAACAAGAACAAACGGCCAACAGCACAAUGAGUCCUGUUCUGCCCAGUCCAGUACCUGCUAUGCCGUUAACACUGGCGAUGUCAUCUAUGCUGACAUUAUUCACCCCAGUGGCUCUGACAGAGUGUGGGUCCACGAGUGCGAGUCGACGGAGUAUGCCAGCGUCCAGUACAAAUAAUGUGCCGUCUGAAACAGUGUUGUUGUUGUUUUCUGUCUCUUUGUGAGCUCCAAGUGUGCGUCUGCCAUUUAAAUACUGAGAAACACUCCAUAACAAA